UUCUGUCUUCAGAGCAUUGGUGUGCACAUUUUGUCUUCAGCGUUGUUGAGAUAGUGCAUAUUUGUACCAUAUUUGAGAAUUAAUGUUAGCAGACAUGUACAAUGUAGAUUUCUUUUUAAAAUUCUAGGUUACUUUAUGGAAUGGGCCCUUAGAGAACAAGAAAAGACUGAAGUUUUACAGGAAAACAAAUUUUGUGGUCUUCAGAUUCUGAAAUGAGGAGAAAUGCAGCCAUUUGAAAUGGUCAUGAACCCCAAACAAGUCUUCCUCUCUGUGCUGAUAUUUGGAGUAGCUGGGCUACUCCUCUUCAUGUAUUUGCAAGUCUGGAUUGAAGAACAACACACAGGGAGAGUGGAGAAGAGUAGAGAACAAAAAGUAACUUCAGGAUGGGGACCAGUGAAGUACUUGCAGCCUGUACCCAGAAUCAGUGAGUAA
Molecule: messenger RNA, 432 nt
Organism: Mandrillus leucophaeus (drill)
Lineage: Eukaryota; Metazoa; Chordata; Mammalia; Primates; Cercopithecidae
Product: carbohydrate sulfotransferase 9-like
Exons: 3
Coding region: 223-432 (69 amino acids)
Source: RefSeq, a predicted model, not a curated record